AUGUCCUCGUCGUGCAAACAUCUGAUCUCCGCAUUCCACGAGUGCAUUUUGUACUCGGACUGUGUCGUCAAACAAGGACACCUGCCUUCAGAAUGUGUCCGAGACCAUAGGGACGAGUUGCCGGAGAAGUGCCAGGCGCUGCGGCUAGCCACUUUCGAGUGCAAGAGGGGGAUGUUGGACAUGAGGAAGCGAUUCCGUGGAAACAACGUGGGCCUUCCGCCUCAGGCUGCUGGCAAGCAGACUGCAGCACAGGCUUCGGAAAGCUAG
This is a messenger RNA of Laetiporus sulphureus 93-53, 267 nucleotides long. RefSeq lists its product as uncharacterized. Gene Ontology annotation, cellular component: mitochondrion. Bases 1 to 267 code for a protein of 88 amino acids. The transcript has 2 exons. Gene Ontology annotation, biological process: mitochondrial respiratory chain complex IV assembly. Lineage: Eukaryota; Fungi; Basidiomycota; Agaricomycetes; Polyporales; Laetiporaceae. The record is from RefSeq and is a predicted model, not a curated record.